AUGUCAAAUUUUCAAAAUUCACAAAAAUGUCCCGUAAUAAACGAUAGUAGCAUCAACAGCAAUAGUUCAUUACCGGCUGUUCCACCUCGACCUACUACUACAUCAAUGAACACUAGCAUAGCAAAUAGAAGGUAUUCACCACAUUCAAAUUAUAAUAGUUCUUAUAAUACCACAUAUGGCAAUUCAUAUGGUGGUUAUGGGUCGUUGUCACCACAUUCUAGAUAUGGAUCAACGUACUCCUCCUCACCUUACAAUGGAUUUGGUGUUGGGUAUGGUAGUGGUGGUUCAUAUGGCUCACCAUAUAAUCGUUUUGGUGGAAUGGGAAUGAUGGGACCACCACCGCCAGGCGGGCAAUUUGGCAGACCAGAUGAUAUGAUGACGACGAUGUCGUUAACGCAAAGAAUCGAAGCCAACACAGCAGCAGGGUUUCAAAUGAUCGAAUCGAUGGUGAAUGUUUUUGGCGGUUUGGCACAAAUGUUAGAAUCGACCUACUUUGCUACACAUUCAUCGUUUAUGGCGAUGGUUGGCGUGGUGGAACAAUUUGGUAAUUUGAGAAAUUAUUUAGGACAAGUUUUAAGUUUGAGUUUAACAGAUUUUCAACAACGACCUUUAAUAUUUUUUAUAAUUGCUGUAUUUGGGCUACCAUAUCUUAUGCAUAAAUUUAUACGCGCUUUUUCUGCUGCUACUGACAGACCAAAUCUUGAAAUGUGUCAAGCACUUUAUGAUUUCAGGGGUGAGACACCAAUCGAAUUAACGUUUCAACGUGGUGAUAUAAUAGCUAUUAUGAGCAAGGUGGAUGAUACGUGGGGACAACCUUCUCAAUGGUGGAAAGGCCGAUUAAGAAAUGGCGAGCAAGGAUUUUUUCCAGCAAACCAUGUAGAAAUUAUUAAUAAAAUCAAUAAAGAAUAG
Messenger RNA from Entrophospora candida, 909 nucleotides. NCBI's taxonomy places the organism in Eukaryota, Fungi, Glomeromycota, Glomeromycetes, Entrophosporales, Entrophosporaceae. The record is from the annotation of a GenBank genome assembly.